Anopheles nili is the source of this 2085-nucleotide messenger RNA. Its product is annotated as tyrosine-protein kinase transmembrane receptor Ror2-like. Bases 1 to 2085 code for a protein of 694 amino acids. The record is from RefSeq and is a predicted model, not a curated record. NCBI's taxonomy places the organism in Eukaryota, Metazoa, Arthropoda, Insecta, Diptera, Culicidae. Gene Ontology annotation, molecular function: ATP binding; transmembrane receptor protein tyrosine kinase activity; protein binding. Gene Ontology annotation, biological process: positive regulation of kinase activity; protein phosphorylation; multicellular organism development. Gene Ontology annotation, cellular component: signaling receptor complex. The transcript is spliced from 4 exons.
AUGCGCAGCUCGGAUGUUACCACAGCUGCUUUUCGUUACCGAAAACAAUGGGCGCUUUUGUUUUCCAUGGCGUACGUCGUCGGAACGUUGCUGCUGGUGUUCCUAACCACACCUAGCUUGGUUUCGGCGGAUUCGACAUCGGUCGCAGCCCUGCGGCAUGGUGGCGGUGGUGCCAAAGACACAUUCGGUUGGGAUGAUGCUGGUGACGAGGAGGAAGGAUAUUGUGCCCCGUACAACGGAAAGGUCUGCAAACGAUUUAUAAACAGCCGUCAGGUGUGGUAUAGCCGCGAGGACGGAACCGGAGGAUGGGAGAAUGAAAAAAUUACUACGGCCCUUUUCGAUGAUCUUAUAAACGAUCUACCCCAAUAUUGCCGACCUGCUGCGGAGAAACUACUUUGCGCGUACGCGUUCCCUCAGUGUGUCAUUAAAGAUGGAGCAACUAUACGAUUACCACUGUGCUACGAAGACUGUGUAGCGACUUAUCUUCAGUUUUGCUACAACGAUUGGGCGCUAAUUGAAGAGAAGAAAGAACGCGGCGACGUCAUUAAGUCUCGGGGCCACUUUCGUCUUCCGAACUGCGAAGAACUUCCCCGCUACAAUAAAACGGUCAAGCCACCCGUUUGUUCGCACGUCGGAUUGACCGAGCUGGUCCCGGAAGAAGUUACCUAUGACUGUCGGAUGGGAAACGGUCGAUUUUACCUUGGGACAGUAAAUGUAUCCAACACAGGCAUCCCCUGCCAGAAAUGGGAUUCACAAGAGCCACACUCGCACCAUAAACCUCCGUUGGUGUUUGCUGAACUGCAGGACGCAGAAAACUAUUGUCGGAAUGCGGGUGGCGAAGAACCGACCCCUUGGUGUUACACAACUGAUAAAACCGUUCGGUGGCAGGCUUGCGACAUUCCAUUAUGCCCAAACUCCACCGACGCUAGUGAUAUUCGGGGAAAGAUUGACAUGACCAUGGAAUCGGUCUUUACACCAUCGAUGAUCUUUCUUCUAUCGGGCAUCGGUUUCGUGGCGAUAGUUUUGCUGCAUCUGAUGGUGCUGCUGUGCUAUCGCGUGUCGCGUCAUCGACGCAAUCGGCGUCAGUCUGGUGCGGCUGGCUACAACACAGCGGCAACGCAGGAAGGUCAAGGAAUCGAUAUAAACAAGCUUCCUUCUAACGUAAACUAUCACCGGACGGGGGCACAGUUGAAUCCAAAGCUUGAAAAGUUGGAAUUUCCACGAAACAACAUCAUCUACAUUAAGGACCUUGGCCAGGGUGCUUUCGGGCGAGUUUUUCAAGCAAAGGCUCCCGGUCUGGUGACCGGCGAAGAUUUUACGCUGGUGGCAGUGAAGAUGCUCAAGGACGAGGCGAGCCAGGAUUUGCAAGUUGAUUUCGAGCGGGAAGCCUGCCUUCUGGCAGAGUUCGACCACCCUAACAUAGUGAAGUUGCUGGGCGUUUGUGCUAUCGGACGUCCGAUGUGUCUGUUGUUCGAGUUUAUGGCACGCGGUGAUUUAAAUGAGUUUCUUCGACAGUGCUCCCCAUUCGCGCAGCAAAACCGAGCAGAUAGCAUCAGCACCGAGCUAUCGCACGGUGAUUUGCUAAACAUUGCCCACCAGAUUGCGUCGGGAAUGGUAUAUUUAUCGGAGCGCAAGUUCGUUCAUCGCGAUUUGGCCACGCGCAACUGUCUUAUUGAUGACCACAUGGUAGUAAAGAUAGCCGAUUUUGGACUGUCCCACAAAAUCUACCUGCAGGAUUACUACAAGGGUGACGAGAACGAUGCUAUUCCGAUCCGCUGGAUGCCGCUGGAGAGCAUACUUUACAAUAAGUACACGAUCGAAUCAGAUGUGUGGGCUUACGGGGUGUGUUUGUGGGAGAUAUUCUCCUUUGCCAUGCAGCCGUAUUACGGCAUGACGCACGAAGAAGUGGUAAAGUUUGUGAAGGAAGGCAACAUGCUGGGGUGUCCGGAAAAUACACCCCUUACGGUGUACGAUCUCAUGCGCAAGUGCUGGUGCCGGAAGCCGAAUGACAGACCUAGCUUUCAUGUGAUCUACCAGAAGCUGCAGCAGAUACGGGCCGAUUUCGAUGGGAAAAUGCUGAUGUAG